Messenger RNA from Helianthus annuus (common sunflower), 1351 nucleotides. RefSeq lists its product as uncharacterized. Lineage: Eukaryota; Viridiplantae; Streptophyta; Magnoliopsida; Asterales; Asteraceae. The record is from RefSeq and is a predicted model, not a curated record. Bases 59 to 1351 code for a protein of 430 amino acids. The transcript is spliced from 2 exons.
CGACUAGUCGACUACCCUCAUCUGCGUCAUUCAUCGAUCUGGAUUAACUCGAGUAGUAAUGGCGUGGUAUACUGACCGAGGAUGGAUGUAUGAAAAGACCGAUAGUAAUGGAUUUCUUAAUUCUGAAUACUGUGACAAUGUCGAAUUGUUUUUGGACUUCGCAUUUUCUAAAGAAGAAGUGGUUGAUACGUGGGUGAAUAUGCAUGGUGAGACAAAACGUAACAUAAAAUGUCCUUGUUAUAAAUGCCAAAAUAUAAGUUACAGAGACAGAGCCACUGUACAAAAACACUUGUUUAAGGAUGGUUUCAUGCUUCGUUAUGAAAUAUGGAGUGAACAUGGUGAAAAGUCCAACCACGAUGUUGGACAAUCUUCUACUACAAUGGAGAUUGAUGAUGAUGAUGAUGAUGAUGGUUGCAAACGUAUGGUGUUAGAUAACUUGUGUUCAUGCGAUUAUACUUCAAGUACAUUGGAAGGACGUGUACCGAAUCCAGAAGCAAAAAGAUUCUAUGACAUGUUAGAAGCUGCUGAUGAACCUUUGUGGGAGGGCGAAAAGGCUACAAGUUUUUCAAAGUUACAAGCUGCUACGAGUUUUUUGACAUGGAAAUCACUUUUCAAUGUGUCAACUGCAGCUUACAACUUUAACAUUUCCAUGAUUAAUGCAAUGUUGCCCGAAAAUAAUAAACUUCCAAAAAGCUUUUAUGAUACGAAGAAGAGUUUAGAACCAUUGAGUCUUCCAUACGAGAGAAUUGAUGUUUGCAAAAACCAUUGCAUGAUAUUCUAUAAGCAAGACAAGGCAUUGACACAUUGUAAAUAUUGUAAGGAAUCUCGUUACAAAAGUGUCUUGAAUAAGGUACCUAAUUUGGUGAUGUGGUACAUGCCAAUUGGUCCUAGACUUAAAAGGUUAUAUAUGUCUACAAAAACGGCCAAAGAUAUGACUUGGCACCAUGACCACAAAACAAAAGAGGGUAGCAUGGCACAUCCUAGUGACGGCAUGGCUUGGAAGCAUUUUGACUCGGAGAAUCCUGACUUUGCAAAAGAGAUUCGCAAUGUUCGUCUUGGGUUAUGCACUGACGGUUUCAAUCCAAAUAACUCUAACUCAAUUCCUUACUCAUUGUGGCCCGUCUUUCUUACAAUCUAUAACUUACCACCUUGGAUGAGUAUGAAAGACUCGUUUGUUGAAGUAAGUUUGAUUAUUCCGGGUGGAAAGAGUCCAGGUCAAAACAUCGAUGUUUUUCUAAGACCCUUAAUAGAUGAGUUGAAAGAGUUGUAUGGAGAAGGCAUUGAAGUUUAUGAUGCUUAUCGUAAAGAAAAUUUCAUUAUGAGAGUUAUUCUUUUGUGGACAGUUAGUUGA